Messenger RNA from Linum trigynum, 6049 nucleotides. The record is from the annotation of a GenBank genome assembly. NCBI's taxonomy places the organism in Eukaryota, Viridiplantae, Streptophyta, Magnoliopsida, Malpighiales, Linaceae.
UGACGGCAUUGUAUUUAAAAGUCGUAGACCGAUCAUGCCAUUUAUACCAAUGUGUCAUGCCAAUUUUAUGACCGAUACUGGUUGGACCAGGUUCAACCGAUCGGCAACGCACCGACAUGACCAUCAUUGAUUUUAUAUUUGCAUUGCACUAACGGUGACUCAAUUUCAUAAAAAAUCUUAUGUGCUAGUUAACCAUUUUGUUUUUUAUCGUAAAGUGAAUAAUGUGUCAACUAAAAAAUACAAAAUAAAAAAGAUUAUGUUAAAUUAUUUAAAUUAUAACUUUUUUUUAAUUGGUUGUUGGCUUCAAGGGUUGAAUCUAGAAUGUGAUAGAUGUUCUUAUUCUCACAUUACCACUAAGAGGAGGCUUAGGAUAGGGUCGGUUAGUAAUUAAAUCUGGACCUUUAGAUCUAAGUGGAUGCAGAAAAUUCAGAUCUAAGGGUUGUCAAUUAAAAACAUUUUAUUUUCCCUAGUUUUAUUAAUCGACUCUUAUCUUCUUCGUUCUAACUCGGAUUUCAAUUUUUCUGCACAGAUGGAACAAGUUCGUUGUGCUCUACAAAAUGAGAUCAAUUUUCAAUAUAUUUCGAGAAACUUUUUUUUACCAACUACAUACCAUAUGGUAACUUCUUCGUUUUUAAGUCGUUUAUGAAAACGUUUGCUCAGAAGGAACGAGUUCAUCAUGAUCUAUUGGAUCUAUAAAUUUCUGGGUGAAAAAAAUACUGGAUCAAAAAUUAUCAUACUUUACCACUAUGGUACGUGGGUGCUAACUUGUGGUAACUUGUAGUAAACAAUGAUGAAAGUCGUAAAUAACAGUUAAUAUACUCCUACUAUCAUGUAUUCAACCUUCUUACCAUAUUGGUAUGUUCAUACCAUCAUGGUACGCUUUCUUAACAUAUGGUAUUAAAUAGGAGCAUACCAUAUGGUAAUGACUAGUAAAAAAUUAUUCUUUUUUUUUUUUACUAAAAAUAUAUCAAAGUGUAUAUCAUUUUAAAGAGCACAUUUAAUCUGAUUUAUCUGUGCAAAAAAAAUUAAAUUUCGACUUAAAACGAGAGAGAAAUCGUUCGUUAAAGAUUAAAGAGGAAUAGAUAAAAGACUUUCCAGGAGAGAGAGGAUACUGAUGUUAGGGGUGGAAAACAAUCCGGUCUGGUCAAAACCGGACCGGAUUAACCCGGUUUUUUCCAACCGUUUUGACAAAUAGCCCAACCGAAGACGGGAUUGGAUGGGUACCCGGUUUCAACCAUGACCGGACUGGAUGGGAUACAGUCUGGUCCGGUUUCAACCAAAAACCGGAUAAAACUGCUACCUCCACCAAAACGCAACCGUUUGUAUGAAAAUUGGAGAAAAAUAAAAAUAAAAAACCCUAUCCCACCCCUCGCCAAUCACCCAUACAGAUCCACUUCUCAACCUUCCUGAUUCUUCUUCUCCAUCUGCCUCCUCGCAUCCACUUCUCAACCUUCCCAAUUCAUUCACUCUUUAAGAUCUGCUCGACGCCGGCGAACUUGUGUCGAUGCGAUGACUCCCGCAAAACAGAGGAGGAAGACGAUGGGGGCCCCUUCGCCUCUCUUAUCGCCUCCUCCGGCGUCUUCAUCACCGUCGAUUAAGCAGCAAAGUUCAGAUCUCAUUGAGGUUCUUGCAGACAGGGGCGCCGCCAUCACCAUCUCGCCGCCGUUGAUUCUGCCUUCCCCUUACAUGUCGGGAGUGGCAGGGAAAGAUGGUCAGCGGCGUCGCCAUCACCGUCUCGCCAUCGCCUAUCUCCCACCACCAAUUCUUCUUUUUCCUCCCCCUUGCAUGUCGGGAGUAGCAGGGUAAAGAUGAUCGUCGGUAAUUCGCAAACCGCACAAUUUGUGGGUAAUCAUACUCACAAUUUGUGAAUAGUGGAUUGGAUGUGGGUAUGAGAUACUUUUUUAAGUAAUCAUUGUGCUCGUGGUAUGUGUUUAUUUUAUAACAAAACCAAGUCAAUAAAUGUGGUUUAUAGUUUAUUUAACACUUUAUUAACUUUCUUUUAUGUAGGUUUUUGUUUUUGUAUAAAAAGACGUCAAUUUCGCAACUCGGGAGAGAAUUCCAAUUAUCACUAUAAAAUUCAAAUAAAAAAGCAAAGGAGUCAUGUCGAUGAUAAAUAUGCUAUGUAUAUUUAAAUUAGAUCCCCUUCAACCCAUACUCGUUAUCAACCUGCAUCCUAAAGAAAGUGAAGUGACCUAUAAGCGAGUGAAGUGAACCAAGAAGAGAGAGGUUGACUACUUAGAAAGUUCCGAAUACCGAAUCUUCGCUCGUUCCAUGUCUUGGGCUUCUAACCGUGGAAUUUGGCUUCCGCCGGCUAAUCUUGCUCCCGCGACACACCUCCCUCUCUCCAAGCUUCGACGGACAUGGUCCUGCCUCCUGAUGCUCGCAUCACUUCCCCUCUUCUCUUGGAGGUGCUAGUAUAUUGUACUACCAGCAAAAUCUAUUCUUGGAGGGAUCACAAGGUCGCUUAUGCAGAUAGAGUGCAAUUAGUCUCUUCGGUAUUAUAUUCUCUUGUGCAAUUUUGAAUGACUAUCUUUGUCUUGCCUAUAAUCGCCCAACCAUAUCAGUCUAGAGCUUAUUAGAGUGAUUAAAGAAUAAAUAAUUUUUUAUAGCAUAGUAAACGUCAAAUUUGGUAGUGAUUUUGCAGCUCGUGUUCUUUUAGCUUUCUCGUAGUCAAAUGCCAAAACUAGGGGAAAAUCCAAAAAUACCACUGUUAAAAAAAAUUACAAAAACACCACCUAAUUGAAAAAAAAUUCCACUUCUACCACUAUUUUCUAAAAACCGCUGCCUUGGGAGGCGGUUUAUACAAAAACUGUGAUUGAAGGAGGCGGUUUGUGCUAAACCCUAGCAGAACCGCCUUGGGAGGAGGCGGUUUUAGUGACCGUCGGAUUAGGAGGCGAUCCGACGGCAGACCAGCUACCAACUCAGCGGUCCUUGUCAUGGCGAAGGAACUGUGCCAUCCAGCGGCGGUUUUCAAGAAACACAACCAAAACCGUGGGUGGGAGACACAGUUUUUGGGUUGCAAAAUUACAAACCCCCCCCCCCCACACGGUUCUGAAACUAUAAAUACCCCCCUCCCCCUCCUCAUUUUUCCAUACCAAAACACAUUCUCCUCUUUCUCUCUAAGAUUAGUUCUCUCUAACAUUCCCCUCCCCACCCAAAAAACUAGGAAAUGGUGGUCUGUUGGUUGCGGCUAAGUCAAAACUGGCAUCAGAAAACAUUUCCGAGUUUUUUCCUUCAAAACUCGUCGAAUCUCUGUCCGGUUCCUGAAAAUAUGGCCGAUUUUAUCGAGGAGGAGGGGGUCUUUGUGGAUGACUAUCAAGCUGUACGUACUCAUUUUGCUCUUGUUUUUGUUGUUGUUAUAAUUAUUUUAUUUAAUCUAUAUACUAAUUAAUUUAUAUUGUUGUUAUGCUAUCGUAGGUUGGGUCGGACGUUGAUAUCUACGACCAAAGAUAUUAUGUCGAUCAAGGACCAAUUGAUCCUACCGUGUUAUACAACCAAGAAAAUCAUCGUUCAAGGGAUGUUUGGAACAAUCAUGAGGUACUUAUAAUUUCUCAUGUCUAUAUCUCUUUUAUUUUGUUAACGUAAGUUAGUGGUUUGUAAAUAUUUUAAUUGUUAAUCGCAUUGGUUGUUUUUGCAUUGGGUGAUCACCCACCACCCUCAGAUGUUGACGAGAAACCACAUCGGGGGAGCGGUUUCUAUCAUGUUGACCUAGGGCAGCCUUCAAACCGCUCCUGGGGAGGGCGGUUUGUUGCCCGAACUAAAACCGCUUCCUCCCAGAGCGGUUUCCUGUUAAAACGCCUCCCAAGGUAGCAAUUUUUAGAGAAAGGUAGGGAUGGCAAUUACCCACCCACGGGUAAUUUUACCCAAAUCCAAAUAGAUCCAUUUAGUAUGGGUAGGGUUUGGAUGAAGUGUAUAUGGGUUUGGGUGUUUGUAGAUGGGUUUUGGGUUAGGUAUGGAUAUUGCUUUCAUUAUGUAAAUGGGUAUGGGUUGGAUAUGGAUAUCCAUUUACUUGAGGGUGUUUUAACUACACACACAAAAAUUGGACCUAUUUGUAAAACUCAAAAAUUUUAGGUACCAAAAUGUAAGACCAAAAAAUUUUAGGUACUAAAAUGUAAUUUUCCAUCAAUAUUUUGAGAACUUGUAUGCAAAAAAAAUUAAAUUUAGGUACUAAAUAUGCAUAUCUAUUAAGUUUAGGUACCAAACUGUAAUUUGUCUUUGGGCAUGGGUACAAACCCAAAUCCAUGUGUUAAAAACCCAACCCAACCCAAGUAAAUGAGUAUGGGUACAAAUCCAUCUAACUCUACCCAUCUACCAUUUAUUUGGAAUCCAUACCCAACCCAAUUGGGUUGGAUAGUAAAAUACCCAUGGGUAUGGGCAAAAUUGCCAUCCCUAGAGAAAGGUGGUAUAAGUGGAUUUUUUUUGCAUUGGGUGGUAUUUUGUAAUAUUUUUUUAAAUAGUGGUAUUUUUGGAUUUUUCCCCAAAACUAGCUGCUUGUGCAGGGAAAAUUGGUUUACGACCCCAACCAACGCUAAUGGGGAAAGCAUGGCCAAACACGAGUUGACCUACCACAUAUACUUGGGUUGGAGUCUCAGUUGGCUUGUAUACGACCAUAAAAACUAACCCUAGAUUUCCAUGAUCAUUUUGGGAGAGUUGAGCAAAGGAUCCAACCCAAUAAUCAUACACUUUAGCCAUGGUCUUUUGUUUCGCAUGUCGUGCCUUUUGUACUUGAUUGUGUCAGGGAAACAGUAUGUGGAGAAAACGGAUUGAAGGCGUGAUUUUGAUCACUCUCUUUAGAGUGUUUAUUUGCCCCCACUACUUAGUUGCUGGUAGGAUUUAAGCAAACCACCCCCAGGAGUCCCUCCAAUCAAAGUCAGAAAGCAGCACCUUUCGUGACUUCUGUGGUUGUGUUUUUGGAGAAGGAAAAAACGAGGAGAAGAAGAUGAACGUUGGACGAAAAGUUCGGCUGCAGAAGACUUUUUAUAGUGAAAACGGCAGUUCCCUUCCGAAGGGUUACGUCGUUUCACAAAAGUCAAAAUCAAAUAAUUAUCCGGAUUAAUUAAUUAAAAUAAUUCCGGUAAUUAAUUAGCCAAAAAUUCAAAUCCGAACGCAUCAAAUUAAAUAGCUCACAUUUUUUUCCAAAAACCCACUAAUCACUUUAUGCAAUAACUAAAGUGGGAAGCAAACUUAAAAACAACUUGCACUUUCCUUCUCCCACCAAUGUGGUAUUUCCUUUACUCUUUGACUACUCUAACAGAUUGUGUAGCCAUCAUAGUUUUGACUUCUGUAAUGACAGUUCACCGAUGAUGUUAAGUUGCCUCCACCAAAUGUUUGAUAGUACAAUCCACUUUCUCGGCACGAAGAUGGUGAUAGAUUUGGGAAAGUAUAGACGGGGUGUGUCUAUGUGAAUGUUCUUGCGAAUUAGCCAUGCCCACUUCCUAGUCACCAAUGCAAUCCAAACGCGACACAUGAAGCCUUCAUGAUCGUUCAAGCAUUGGACAUGUAUUUAAUUUUUUUUAUAGAAUUUAGGGCAUGAUACUAAGAUUCCUCUGUCAAAUCAUCUAGAACCUCACUCUUUUGACCAUUGUUGCAAUGUCAUCCCCACCUCAAAUGACCGAGUUGGAUCCACCCAUAUGCAAUGGGAUCAAAUUUUGGGUUUUUGUUGUGAACAUACAGGGAACAUGAUGGGAUUAUCAUUGUGUAGUGUCGCGUGCGAGGUUCAUCUAACUCUCUUAACCUCAUCGUCCCCAACAUACCUUUCACCCCUUCAAUGCUCACCGAUGCCAAAUCUCUACAUCUUCCUCUUCUAUGCUUUGCUUGGUUAAUCACAACUCGAAUUUAGUUCAUCAUAAGUUGUCCUUAGAAGCUUCAAUGAAUAGUGUAAUUAGUGACAUCGUUCCUUCCUCGCCUACAUUUGACUCGGUCGAUGGUGAUUCAUUUGUCAGCUAUGCACUUGUUAUGGUGAAUUCUGAGCCUCUAGUUUUAUGCAGUUUGAAUUCUCCACUAUCUGGGAUCAACAUUGCAAGCACACCAUUAAAUACCAAGAAAAGGG